CGGUACUUUGACUCAGGCCCGAGCUGCGGUAGUUUCCUUCGACCUGGCAAGGUGAUUGCAGGUGACUUUCCCCCGCUUGAUGACGGGCUCAUGAGUGAUGAUGAAAUGUAGGCCUCUCUCGGGACCAUACGUAGCGUCUCUACAUUCAAACUUGGCUGUGAAGAAGCAAAGCAAAAUUUCAAAAUUUGAGCAGCGAAGAGUCAACAGAAGCUAUCAUCACGACUGCCAGAAGCUAAAAGACAAAGGCUCAUGGACAUCUUUGGACAGGGAGGGGCGGCUCAACCGCAGCAGGUACCUGCAGAUUUCGACGCCGAGAACGCCGGCAAUAACGAGGAGAUUGAGAAGCAAUUCGCCGUCAAGGCAGUACAACACCUCGAGACAUACUGGAAGCUGCUGAGCCUGCGAAAGGGCUCAGAACUCAAGCUGACUUCCAUGGAUGAUGCAAUCUAUCUGCAUUUGUGUAAUGCGCUACCGGAGUAUACAACAAAAGAAGGUGUCAGUGUGAUUGACGAAGACAAGAUGAAGUCGCCUGGCGGCAAAAAGCUAUGGCGCGAAUUUAUGAUGCAAUACGAGCAUACCGUGGAUGACUACAAUUUUGGAUCCCUCCUGCGUGCAGAUGUGAGCAAGGGUUAUGAUGAGGAUAAUUCAAUCUUCGUGCCAAGGAUGCAGUUCUUGGCCAUUGAGAUUGUCCGCAAUCGACUCGGCCUGAAUGACUGGGUCUGCGAACGAUGAAGGCGUAAAUGCCAAGGCUUCAUCUCUUUAACGACUACUGGCAACGUAUUCUUUCGAUUGACAUAAUAUCCUACUUCAAGUUUCUUCCGAAGCCUGCAAUGCCUGCUUGGCUAUCCACUUGCCAGCUUCAUCAAGCAUACCAUCCAAGGCUUCACCACCAGCCAGGACACCUUCCAGGUCAUGACUACUGUAUCCACAUCGAUGAUCCGUGACCCGAUUCUGCGCAAAGUUGUACGUUCGA
Messenger RNA from Protomyces lactucae-debilis, 973 nucleotides. RefSeq names its product polysaccharide biosynthesis-domain-containing protein. Gene Ontology annotation, cellular component: cytoplasm. The transcript has a single exon. The record is from RefSeq and is a predicted model, not a curated record. Bases 250 to 732 code for a protein of 160 amino acids. NCBI's taxonomy places the organism in Eukaryota, Fungi, Ascomycota, Taphrinomycetes, Taphrinales, Protomycetaceae.